Molecule: messenger RNA, 4035 nt
Organism: Electrophorus electricus (electric eel)
Lineage: Eukaryota; Metazoa; Chordata; Actinopteri; Gymnotiformes; Gymnotidae
Gene: sv2bb
Product: synaptic vesicle glycoprotein 2Bb
Biological process (GO): transmembrane transport; chemical synaptic transmission
Cellular component (GO): synaptic vesicle membrane; neuron projection
Molecular function (GO): transmembrane transporter activity
Source: RefSeq, a predicted model, not a curated record
ACUCUCUCUCCCUCCCUGCACCCUCCUCUCUCCUUCUCUCUGCAUUGCUCUGUUGGAUCAGAACCCUCCAGCACUAAAGGACCAGAAUAUUUCCCGGGACACCCACAGAUCCACAGAUAAGAGAUUCAGCAUGCUGUCCUGGGAGGGUCUGCUUGUUCUGACGUAGACGCACACAUUCAUGGCUGACAGCAAUUGUAAGAUCACUCACCACAGAUCCAUCCUGUCUGUGUGAAACAAACACCUGGAGUUUACCUGGAGCUGAAGAAAGCACAAGAUCAGCCACACUAACUGAGCCGACACCUCUGUGGCUCCGCUCCUCUGCUGUGGUAUCUUCGGUAACACUCACACAUUCCACGUCCCUUCUGGAACAAUGUCUGACCCCUACCAAAACAGCUAUCACCACAGCGAUGCCGACGGCUACGGGACCUAUGGAGAAGGUGACCAGGACGGCUACGGCUACCAGACGGACUACCCGCCGCAGGAGGAGGAUGCCGCUAGCGACGUCACCGAGGGGCAUGACGAGGACGAUCAGAUGUACGAGGGCGAAUACCAGGGCAUCCCACACCCAGACGAGGUCAAGGCCGCCCGGCGGGCAGCGAGGGCCAGGGCCCGUGGUCCCACGGCCGCCGACGCCGUGUCCGAGCUCCAGGAGCUGGCGGAGCAGUACGAGGACAUCCUGGAGGACUGUGGGCAUGGGCGCUUCCAAUGGAGCCUGUUCGUGGUACUGGGGCUGGCACUCAUGGCCGACAGCGUGGAGUGCUUCGUGGUGGCCCUGGCACUGCCCAGUGCCGAAAAGGACAUGUGCCUGUCCAAAGCAGAGAAAGGCAUGCUGGGUCUUAUAGUGUUCCUUGGGAUGAUGUUUGGCGCCUUCGUUUGGGGAGGGCUGGCUGAUCAGUUGGGGAGACGGAAGUGCCUGAUUAUCGCUUUGGCCAUCAACUGUAUUGCUGGCUUCCUUUCGUCCUUCGCCCAGGCUUAUGGCUUCUUCAUCUUCUUCAGGCUGAUCUCUGGCAUCGGGAUUGGUGGAUCUGUGCCAAUCGUGUACUCAUACUUCUCGGAGUUCCUGCGGAUGGAUAAAAGAGGUGAACACCUGAGCUGGCUAUGUAUGUUCUGGAUGAUGGGCGGCAUCUAUGCAUCCUUCACGGCCUGGGGAAUCAUCCCCCACUACGGCUGGGGCUUCAGCAUGGGGACGCAGCUCCAGUUUCAGAGCUGGCGGGUGUUCGUGCUGGUGUGUGUUCUGCCGGCCAUUGCUGCGCUCGUCGGCCUCACCUUCAUGCCGGAGAGCCCACGCUUCCUGCUAGAGCGUGCUAAGCACGACGAGGCCUGGAUGAUUCUGAAACAAGUCCACGACACCAACUGGAGGGCAAAAGGAGAACCUGAAAGAGUCUUUACCGUGUCUCAGAUCAAGACUCCAAAGACACAGGACGAUGAGUUCUUUGAGAUCCAGAGCUCCACUGGCACAGCUUUCCAGAGAUGGGUCGUCCGGUCACUUACCCUUGUCAAACUGGUGCUGAAGAAUGUUGCAUCUCUUUUGGCUCGUGACUUGAGACUUGCUACGCUCCUCAUGGCUGGUAUCUGGUUUACAGUGGCAUUCAGUUACUACGGGUUGGUCGUGUGGUUCCCGGACAUGAUAAAGCAUCUCCAGCACGAGGAGUAUGAUUCCAAGAUGAAGGUGUUCUACAGGGAGAGGGUGGAGCGCUUCCAUUUCAACUUCUCCUUGGAGAACCAGAUCCAUAAGGAAGGAGAAUACAUCAAUGACAAGUUUAUCAACCUUGAGAUGAAGUCAGUGAAGUUUGAAAACUCACUCUUUGAGGACUGCUAUUUUGAAGACAUCAAGUCCACAAACACGUUCUUCGAAAACUGCACCAUCAGAUCCACUGUGUUCUACAACACUGAUCUGUACAAGGAGAAAUUCGUUGACUGUAAGAUGGAGAACACCUUCUUCAAUCACACUAAGAAGGGAUGCCAUCUGAACUUUGAAGAGCAGAAUGACGUCCUCAUUUACUUGGUCAGCUUCUUGGGAAGUCUCGCUGUGUUGCCCGGGAAUAUCAUAUCAGCCCUGUUCAUGGAUAAGAUCGGCAGGGUUAAAAUGAUAGGAGGCUCCAUGCUUCUCUCUGCUGGCUGCACCUUCUUUCUGUUCAUAAGCUUCAGUCAGGCCACCAUCAUCAUCUGGCAGUGCCUGUUCUGUGGGGUUAGCGUGGCAGCCUGGAACGGCAUCGAGGUCAUCACCGUGGAGCUCUACCCCACCUCCAAAAGGGCCACGGCGUUUGGCCUCCUGAAUGCGGUCUGCAAACUGGCAGCCAUCUUGGGCAGCUUCAUUUUCGCUUCCUUCGUGGGCGUCACCAAAGUGGUUCCCAUUCUGCUGUCGUGUGUGGCACUGCUGUGUGGGGGUCUCCUGGCUCUGAAGCUCCCAGAGACCAGAGAGAAGGCCCUGCUGUGAGGAGGGUUACUCCGCCCUGUUCCACGCAGGGGCAUGGAGUCGAGGCAGUACAACUACAUCUUAAUCUCACCAGGCUGAAAUUAGUCCACACCAAAAAAUGAUUUGCCGGACUUGUCUGACCAGCACAGAGCAUUCGUCUGACCUGCGAGCUUUAGUGAUUCCGUAAAACCCCAAUUUAAAUCUGACCCAGGACCAAAAGUGAAGACUGCUUACUUAAGAGUGAUCUCUCAGACUUACACUUCACAUCAGAUUAAAAGGUCAUCUAUCACUUCAAUCUCUUAAUCCCUUAACUGAAUCACCAUGAGAUUAGAAAUCACAGUCUAUGUAGAGUAUACCCUGAAAGCAACAUCCUCUACCUGUUAUUUGUCAAAUUCUAGGCUGUUGAUCAAAUAUCAUGAACCCCCCAGAGCCAUUUCAUGGUUGUUAAGAAAAGAGAGUUCAGGUACCUUUGAAGAUUUAUUUAUUUAUUAAAGAGAGUUCAGGUACCUUUAAGAGUGAUUUCUUGUUUUGGUUCAUUCUGCUUGCCUCCUCCCACAGAGCCCUAGCUGGUGUGUUCACCCCUCGUCCUGUGUUUGCUAUGUUUGCUACAGCUAAUGGUCAGCCUGGUGUUCACAGCUAUCCCCUGGUGUUUGGUUUUUACAGGGGAGGGUGACUUCACGGCACUCACUUCCAUGUUUCUUGUGUGCGGAUGAGGAGUGUGUGGUACAUGUAGCCUAACUAGCCUCCAGUGCUGUUCUGCUUCAGUAAUCUUCGCUAAUCUUUACUGUCCUCCUUUCCAGAACUCUUGAUGGUUUACCCUGAGUACACAAUGGAAUCCUCAAAGGCAUAAAACAUAUUUUAAAACAUAAAAAUGGGUCGAAUGUUUGGUGAAAUGCUCUAGUUGACCCUGUUAAGGAAUCUCACACUAGCUGUUGACUGAGUUGCAUGUGAUGUUUGUGUCUCCUUCCAGUGUGUUGCUAGCCAAGCGAAUGUCUUAACGUCCUGACGUACAUCUCACUGUAAAUACAACACUGUGUUUUACGCAUCGGUUUUCUUAAACACCCCUCAUUCUAUUCAGUCUGUGCCUCCUUCCACUUACUGAGACAACAUAUCAACAACCCUGUGUUUCCGUGAUGAUCGUAAGAUCUCUGCUUUUGGGGUUACACAUUUGGGAAUGCUACUAAAAGAGUAAUAUGGAAGUGUGUGAACAAGGAUCUACACACUGUGGGCCAUAUUCACUAAGGCCAGGACUGCAGUUCCUAGAUCAGUUCUGGCCUUUGCCACUCACUAAUGAAGGCCAGGAAAAAAGGAAAAGAAAACUGGUCCUGGAUCAGCUCUCCUACUGUAAGUUACUUUAUGGCGCUUUAGCAGGAUGAUGGAAGGUUUGCCUGUAUCCACUGUAAAAGCUCCCUGUCAUGCUUUUUAGCUGUAAAGCAGGUUUCUAACAUUUAAAUCUGAAUCUGAUACUGGCGAUAACUUGACCAGUAAGUGAUGAGCUGAAGGAGGGAAUUAAGGCCGCUGUCCUGGGAGACAUAGAAGAGAAAAGGGUAUGAACGUAGUGUUUUAUCUUUAACUUCGUUUGUAUCUGUGUCAUCGUCUGAUGAAACCAUACCACUUUG